Messenger RNA from Trichobilharzia regenti, 991 nucleotides. NCBI's taxonomy places the organism in Eukaryota, Metazoa, Platyhelminthes, Trematoda, Strigeidida, Schistosomatidae. The record is from the annotation of a GenBank genome assembly.
GAAAAAUAAUAAUUAGCUUACUUGCUGUUGAAAAAAAUUUUGAAUAAAAGGCGUAGAAUUCUGUCUGACAACAACAUAUCUCACAUUCGAAGGAAAAAUAUGCCAACAAAAUGAGGGAGUAGCUAUUGGAUCACCUAUCUCACCAAUUAUAGCUGACAUAUUCAUGGAUUAUUGAGGGGAGAAUGCCCUUAAACCAUUCAGAUCAUCACUAAAAUGUUGGUGGAGAUAUGUAGACGACACACUGUUAAUAGUGAGAAAAAACUAUACUGAGAAACUUUUCUCACACAUAAACAGACACGUGGACUCAAUAAAAUUCACUAUGGAAUUAGAGAAUGAAAUUGGAGAACUGCCCAAGUUAGACUGCAAACUACAAAGAAUGACAGAUGGUAGCAUGAAAACAACGAUAUAUAAAAAAGCCACACAUUCUGGAAGAUUCCUUGAUUAUCACUCAGCUCAUCCACUCUCGGUAAAACGAGGAUUAAUACAAGGUCUUGCAGAUAGAAUACGUAGACUUAUAACAACACCAGAGGACCAGCGUAAAGAAAUAAAAGUCCUAUUCAAAAUGCUACUCGAAAACAACUACCCUAAAGAAUUUAUAAAAGAUAAUAUAAAAAAGAGAAAAAUGAGGGUAAAACCGGAGAAUAACAAGAUAGAAGAAUACAAAAAACAGUCACAAUACCGUAUGAAAAUGAACAUCAGAGGCAAUUCAAGAAACCUCAAAAAUAUCGACAUUCGGACAACGUUUAAACAAACGAAUCUCAUCAAAAAUAAAAUAAAUCCACUGAAAGAUCCCAUAAAAAUGAUGGAUAAAAAAAUUUGAUUUACAAAGUAUCUUGUACUAACUGUCCGACGAAAUAUGAUGGGCAAACGUCCAGAUCACUCAAAAUAAGAGUGACUGAACAUAAACGUCUAACCAAAGGUCAACCAACAGGGACACAAGCUUACAAAAACUUGAGAAAAAUUCAUCGAUAGCUGCACAUGCAUGGGACAA